Triticum aestivum (bread wheat) is the source of this 4898-nucleotide messenger RNA. Its product is annotated as probable leucine-rich repeat receptor-like protein kinase At1g35710. Lineage: Eukaryota; Viridiplantae; Streptophyta; Magnoliopsida; Poales; Poaceae. The coding region runs from base 1272 to 4580 and encodes 1102 amino acids. Gene Ontology annotation, molecular function: protein binding; ATP binding; protein kinase activity. The record is from RefSeq and is a predicted model, not a curated record. Gene Ontology annotation, biological process: protein phosphorylation. The transcript is spliced from 3 exons.
CACACUUUCCCCUGACCUUCUUCCCCAUCCUGCCGCCUGUUCCGGCCUGUCGCCGUCCGUCUUGGCGUCUUCCCCGCUGCAACGACGUCCUCACCCCACUCCACCAGCCUCCAAGAUCCGCACGUUUGGAGAUGUCUCGCCGCAAGGAGAGACUAGGCGUCGCGAUGGUACGGAAGGGGCGCGGCCUCAGUGGGAGAAGGGGGCGUUCCUCUGCCGCUGCUCAUCGACGGCACUGGUGGCUGCACUUCCGCCGCUAGGUGGUCUUCUCCUCGCACGGAUUGGUUUCGGCAGCAGGUUCGAGUGAUUCCAGCGGCCUAUUUCAUGGUGAGUCUUUUCAGUUUUUCUUAAUGAAUUUUCAGUGGUCAGUGUCAGUGGACAUUCGGUUAAUACUAGUACUUUGGCAACUCCUAGAUUAGGAACUUUCAGGGGAGUUCCUAAAUUUUUUUGGUGGAUGUCAGGCGAGGAUUCUUGCUGACGGGAUGGGAAUGCAUGGAGUUCUAACAAAACAUUAUAGGCCACAAAGUUAAAGUACAUUGUAGGUUCCCACAAAUCAAUCCUAUAUGCAGCAACAAAAUAAUGUUGGUUGACAAGAUAGAGAGACCAACAGUUGGAGAAGCUGUUACUUCGAAUGGGGCUGCUUACUCUCUCCCCGUAGUGACGGUCAUAGUAAUAGAUUGUUGGAGAUGCCCUAAGCUAUAGGCUGAAAAAGGAGGAGCCGCAGUCACUGCCUCUGAAAGUCAUUUCAUCCCAUCCACUACCAUAUUCCAAACGAAUGUAACUUCUGGAUAUACAUUUCCUCUGUUUGAACUGCAUUAAUUGCAUUCACCAUCAGCGUAGCUAGCGGUUGAAGAUAUGUCAUGUGCACACACAAACGUCAACGCGGUCCAUGUCGAAUACAGUCAACAACGCAAUUAAGUUCACUUCCUGUUGACGCAUGGAAAACCAAGCAAUAAUCAACGUCCACGUGACAAGCAUUGAUAUUCUAUUCUUCUUUUGAGCGGAAUCAUCACAGAGAACCAGUCACAAUGAUCUGAAACCGAAAAGCUUAUAUCGCAUCAAUCGCAGAAAAUUAUGCCAGCCAGAUUGGACUCAGCCAAGGUCUUCGCUGCAGGUGAGAGGCAAGUGCGUAGGAGUGUUAGGCUGCUUUAAAUGUGUUUAUAAACCCCUGGAGAACCGAGCCAGAUGAGUACCCAACUCACACACCACCAUCACCGGGCUUCGGCGUUCUGCUCUCAGACACAAGAGUCAUAUUCAUAGUACGUCCUGAGAUCAUGGCGAAUUCCAUGGUGCCAACGCUGCUACAUCGCCUGGUUCUCGCGUUGCUCCUCCUGCUGCUGCCUCUCCUUAAUUCCGGGCAAGCCGAGGGCCGCGGCACUUCACCGAGAUCUCAAGCUGGGGCACUUCUCCACUGGAAAUCAUCCAUCAAGUACUCCUCCAAGCACCAGCUGGGAACCUGGGGAGACGACGGCAUGUACCCGUGCAACUGGACCGGCAUCACCUGCGGGGACACUCUGUCACGCAGAGGAACCAUGGUGAAGGUCAUCACAGGAAUUUCCCUUGAUGGCGCCGGCAUUGCAGGGCGACUGGACAAACUGGGAUUCCAGUCGCUCCCUUACCUUGUCAACCUCGAUCUCAGCAACAACUACCAUCUCUCCGGUGCCAUCCCUCCAGGCAUCGGCUCUCUUUCCAUGCUUUCCACCCUCAACUUCUCUGGUGAUCAGCUCACCGGGCACAUACCUGCAUCAUUCUGCAACCUUGGACAGCUCACAGGGAUGGACCUCUCCAGCAACAAUCUCACCGGACAAAUCCCUCCUGCUUUAGGUAAUCUCUCAAGACUUGCUUUUCUUUAUCUACGCGGGAAUAGGCUCUCAGGUAACAUCCCCUGGCACCUCGGACAGCUUCAGAACAUGAGAGAGAUGGAUUUGAGCCUUAAUGACAUUUCUGGCCAUGUACCUUCCGCCCUUGCAAACCUGACCAACCUUGACUAUCUGGACCUUUCUGAAAAUCGUCUGUCAGGACCCAUACCUAAAGAGCUAGGACACAUCCAAACCCUGCAAGUACUACACUUGGAGAAAAACAAUCUGAGCGGCACAAUUCCGCCCUCCCUUGGUAACCUGACAGUGCUCACAUACCUGACGGCAUAUCGGAACCAAUACACUGGCCCAAUACCGGCAGAGUUUGGGAUGCUCUCGAGCUUGAUUGGGUUGGACUUGUCAGAUAACCAUUUGACCGGCCCUGUUCCUUCUAGUGUUGCUGGAAAUCUUACUUCAGUGACCUAUUUUUCUCUUUUUGGUAACCACAUAACCGGAUCCAUCCCUCAUGAGUUUGGGAAUCUCGUGAAUCUGGAAACCCUUGCCCUCUCGGACAAUUUGAUAGUUGGAUCAGUGCCGUCAAGUAUUGGGAACAUGUCUUCACUCAAACAAUUAAUAAUACAUAACAAUAGUAUCUCAGGGGAACUGCCGACCGAGUUUGGAAAUUUGGUAAAUUUGGAGUAUCUUAUGUCCUAUGAAAACCAAUUGUCCGGCUCAAUCCCUCCAAGUUAUGGAAAAUUGGUCAAGAUGACACAAAUGCGACUGUUCAACAACCAGCUCUCCGGCCCUGUGCCUCCAGCACUGUCCAACCUUACCAAUUUAGUCGUCAUUGCACUGGAUGACAACCAGCUGAUCGGACACUUGCCAGAUUUGUGCCAAAGUAAAAAGCUACAGGUUUUACAAGUUCAUAACAACAAUUUAGAUGGUCCUGUCCCAAAAGGCUUGAGGGAUUGCAGUUCACUAACAUCGCUCAUGAUCGCCAAUAAUCAUAUUGAGGGAGACAUAACUGAAGCAUUUGGUGUGUAUCCACACCUCGAUACGAUCAAUUUAUCUUCAAAUAGAUUUGUUGGGAAGCUCUCGCCGAAUUGGGGCUCAUGUCAAAACUUGACAAGUAUUAAUUUUGCACACAACAUGAUAGAAGGCAGUAUACCUUCUGAGGUUGGGGUGCUAAAAAAUCUUGGAAAGCUUAAACUGAGUUUCAAUAGGUUGACCAGUGAGAUACCACCAGAAAUUGGCAAGUUAAGCAACCUCUAUUGGAUGGAUUUAAGAAACAAUGAACUAUCUGGCCAGAUCCCUAAGCAAAUCGGCCAACUUAGCAAUCUUGAGAUUCUUGAUUUCUCAAGCAACCUGUUGAGCGGUAAAGUGCCAGAAGAGAUGGGAAAUUGUUUGAAACUGCAGUCCUUACAUAUGAAUAACAACAGCCUUAGUGGAAGUCUUCCUGGUAGUUUGGGCCAUUUAGCUUCCCUGCAAAGAAUGCUUGAUCUUAGCAUGAAUAGUCUCAGUGGACCAAUACCGUCAGAACUCAGCAACCUAGAGAUGCUGAUGUAUGUAAACUUCUCACACAAUCAAUUCAGUGGUGCAAUCCCUGCCUCCAUUGCAAGCAUGCAAAGCCUAUCAAUAUUUGAUGUUGCAUAUAACCUCCUAGAAGGCACUGUCCCAAAUGGGAUCCAGAAUGCAUCAACUGAAUGGUUUCUCCACAACAAAGGUCUUUGCGGAGACCUUGUUGGACUGUCUCCUUGUGAUUUGCCCCCUGCAGAUCAUAGGCGAAAGCACCAAAAGAUUAUACUACCAGUCAGUCUUACUAUGUUUGUCGCUACUAUUUCAAUAACAGCAGGUGUGAUUGCCUUUAUGAUUUGCCGCAAGAAAGUACCUCAAAAUACUGAUGAUGUGAGCAAAAGGGAUGUAUUCUCUGUAUGGAGCUUUGAUGGCAGAAUAGCAUUUGAAGAUAUUAUCAAUGCAACUGACAAUUUCGAUAAGAAACAUUGCAUUGGAGAGGGAUCAUACGGCAGUGUUUAUAAAGCAGAACUUCAAGAUGAACAAGUGGUCGCAGUAAAGAAACUCCAUGCAGGCGAUGAAGAGGCACAUGAUGAAGAAAGAUUCCGGCAUGAGAUUCAAAUGUUAACAACAAUUCGCCAACGCAGCAUCGUCAAGCUAUAUGGAUAUUGUUCUCAUCCGCGGUUCCGGUUCCUUGUGUGCCAGUUUAUGGAGAGAGGAAAUCUAGCUUCAACCUUAAGAAAUGAACAACUAGCAAUCCAGUUCCACUGGCAAAGGAGGACAGCUUUAAUAAGAGAUCUGGCUCAAGCCAUCGCUUACCUCCAUCAUGAUGUUCACCCACCCAUAAUUCAUCGAGACAUCACAAGCAGAAACAUCUUACUAGAUACUGAUUUCAAAGCAUUUGUCUCAGACUUCGGUAUUGCAAGAAUGUUAAAACCUGAUUCGUCAAACUGGAGUGCACUAGCAGGGACCUAUGGCUACAUAGCACCUGAAUGUUCCUACACUUCCCUAGUUACAGAGAAAUGUGAUGUGUAUAGCUUUGGUGUUGUGGUGCUUGAGGUGUUGAUGGGCAAACACCCUGGAGAUUUGCAGGCUUUUCAUUCUUCACUCGAGGACCAGUUUCUACUGGAAGAAAUUUUGGACAAACGACUUCCACAACCCGAAGCUGGGGAGGAAGAAGUGAGACGGUGCAUCUCUGUGGCAUUUGAGUGCCUAACUCCUUCACCCAAGGAAAGGCCAAGUAUGCUGAAAGUUUAUCGAGAUCUUUCCAUCUGAAGUCACAUGUUAAAUUCUUCCAGAUGUAGCAUCUUAGCCUUGUUUAAUUCUGAAUUAAACUUAGGCUAACUUAGCUGUCCAAGCAUUUUCAAAACGAAUAAAUUAUACAGUGUAACUUCAUCUUGAACUUAGCUGUCGAUAUAGAGUUUAACAUCGUCACCCAUAUAUGUCUGCUGAGCGUCGUAGAAUAUAUGGGUCAUGAUGUUACACUGUAUAAUUGUUCUAUCGAUGAUCAUACAGAUCAUGGAUCAAGCUUAUGAUAAUAUUUUCAGAGUAGGUUCGAAGUGAUGAUAAUAGUCUCAUAUGUGUUGGACACUC